AACAGAGAACUGGCCGUUCCAGAGUUCAGUGACCGGCGCCUACGCUCCUUCCUGAAAAUCUGCUUGAUGUUGAUGGCAACGCUGGAGUCUUGAAUCCUAGGAACGAUUUUCAUUCAAUAUUAAACCAAAAAAACUUGAUACACUGUCUCUCUCUCAUGGGAUUUCAGCAAAGUACCCAACACCACACCAGCGCCGGCGGUGUUAACUCCGGCGAGGGCUUCUCCCACCACCAGCGUGUGCAUAGUCCUAGCUACAAUGGCUCCAUGACUCGGCGAUGCCACUCGUUUAAGCGCAACGGUGUAAACGGCGGCGAGAUCGAUCCCCAGACAAGCUCCCCUCAUUCUUCCUCCGAUAGCGCUGGCGGCAGCCCUGCAGAGCCCUCGUCGCCGAUUGCGGUUUCUCCGGGUGCAGAGCGGCGGCACCAUGGACAUAAUGUUCGCUCCCGGUUCGGGAUGCAGAUUAUGGGGAAAGAUGUGUUCAAGAAACCAGCGUCAGGAGUUCCGUUUAGGAAUAGAAGACGACUGGGGAAUGUUUUGUUCUUGAUGUUUUGCAGCGUUGUUUUGUUUUUCGGAUUGAUGAAGAUUUUUGGCGGUAGUUGGCGCGGGUCUUUUGUUUUCGAGACAGCCGAGCUGCACCAGGAAUUAUUGAGUGAAAUGACUGGUCAGAAAGCGGGUUUAUCAUCUAGCCAUGGAAGUAAGCACUCAGAGAUCUGGGCUGAGCCAAACAGUGAAAAUUUUAAGAAGUGCAUUGAACCAGCAUAUUAUAAAAAGCUUGAUGCUAUGACAAAUGGCUAUAUUCUAGUUAAUGCAAACGGAGGUUUGAAUCAGAUGAGAUUCGGGAUCUGUGACAUGGUUGCUGUUGCCAAGCUUAUGAAAGCCACACUUGUUCUUCCUUUGCUCGAUCAUAAAUCCUACUGGGCAGAUGAUAGUAAUUUCAAGGAUCUUUUUGAUUGGAAAUAUUUUAUUGAGACCUUAAAGGAUGACGUUCAUAUAGUUGAGACUCUGCCUGCUGGCUUCAGAGAGAUUGAACCAUAUAUGAUAACUCCUAUAUCUUGGUCUAAGGUGAAUUAUUACAAAGAAGAUGUCCUCCUUCUAUUGAAAAAACACAGAGUUUUAUUCUUCACUCAUACUGACUCUAGGCUUGUUAACAAUGGACUUCCGACCUCUAUUCAGAAACUGAGAUGUAGAGUAAAUUAUAAGGCACUGAAAUAUUCUGCUCCCAUUAAGGGCUACGGGGCAUUCUUAGUAUCAAAGAUGCGGCAAGAUGGACAACCAUAUGUUGCACUUCAUUUAAGCUGCAUGCAUCUGAGAGCUGUUGAUUCUGUAAAUAGUCUCUAA
This is a messenger RNA of Phalaenopsis equestris, 1337 nucleotides long. RefSeq lists its product as uncharacterized. Bases 156 to 1337 code for a protein of 393 amino acids. Lineage: Eukaryota; Viridiplantae; Streptophyta; Magnoliopsida; Asparagales; Orchidaceae. Gene Ontology annotation, cellular component: Golgi apparatus; chloroplast; cytoplasm. The transcript is spliced from 8 exons. The record is from RefSeq and is a predicted model, not a curated record.